AUGGCGACCUCGACGGGCUUGGUGCUCGCAAGCACUCCAAUCCCGAAAGUGAGAGUCAUUGCCUUCAACAGACCGGAGAAGAGGAAUGCUCUCUCGCAGCCGCUUAUCGACCAAUUUCUACAAGAGCUGUCUUCUGCAGCGCGAGAUUCGGGCAUUCAUGCGAUUGUCAUCACUGGAAGUGCAUCUGUCUUUUCAGCUGGCGCAGACAUAAAGGAGAUUGCAUCGUUGGAUGCAGAAGCGGCGCAACGGUGCAGAUACCUCGAGGACCUCUGCAAUGGCAUGCAAUCAGUCCGGAAGCCUCUGCUCGCUUCUGUCGAGGGCAUGGCGCUCGGUGGGGGAUUUGAAGUCGCAUUGAUGUGCGACCUUAUCAUGACAUCACAUCAAGCCCAAUUUGGCUUGCCAGAAGUCAAGAUAGGGUUGAUUCCUGGGGCUGGUGGUACCCAAAGGUUGACAAAUACCGUGGGCAAGUUCAAAGCAAUGGAAAUGAUCCUCCUCGGAACCUCCAUCACAUCUCAAGAGGCAAAGUCCUACGGCCUGGUUGCCGAUAUCUUCGAGCCUGGGACUGUCCUCGAAAACUCGCUCACAGUCGCUGCCAGACUAGCGGAGCUGAGCCCGGGGGCACUGUCCUUGGCCAAAGAAGCCAUUCGCAGGAGUGACGAUAAAGGUCGUGACGAUGACUUCGAGCGCAGCCUCUACUACUCGGCAUUUAGUUCAUCCCACAAAAAGGAAGGUAUUUCCGCCUUCCUCGAGAAGCGAUCGCCAAAAUGGCAGUAA
Molecule: messenger RNA, 774 nt
Organism: Neoarthrinium moseri
Lineage: Eukaryota; Fungi; Ascomycota; Sordariomycetes; Amphisphaeriales; Apiosporaceae
Exons: 5
Coding region: 1-774 (257 amino acids)
Biological process (GO): fatty acid beta-oxidation
Cellular component (GO): mitochondrion
Molecular function (GO): enoyl-CoA hydratase activity
Source: RefSeq, a predicted model, not a curated record